Oncorhynchus keta (chum salmon) is the source of this 1014-nucleotide messenger RNA. Its product is annotated as rho-related GTP-binding protein RhoF-like. Gene Ontology annotation, biological process: small GTPase-mediated signal transduction; cell migration. The coding region runs from base 134 to 565 and encodes 143 amino acids. Gene Ontology annotation, molecular function: GTP binding; GTPase activity. The record is from RefSeq and is a predicted model, not a curated record. The transcript is spliced from 4 exons. NCBI's taxonomy places the organism in Eukaryota, Metazoa, Chordata, Actinopteri, Salmoniformes, Salmonidae.
CUUCAAGCAGCAUCAGUAACUGCAGUAUGCAAACCAGCUCCCCUCUCUCUUCCUGAUGACAGGAUUGCAGUCAAAUCCCCCACCCUCGAAUUUAAGAUAUCAAAAAUAAACCUAAACGACAUAACCUACUGCCAUGGAAAUCUUGUCAUUUAAAGGCCAAGAUGAUUACGAUCGUUUGAGGCCACUCUCAUACCAGAAUGCCAACCUGGUGUUAGUUUGUUAUGAUGUGACCAACCCCACCAGUUUUGAAAAUGUCUUAAUCAAGUGGUACCCGGAAGUGAACCACUUCUGUCGCGAUGUUCCUGUCAUUCUGAUUGGCUGUAAGACUGACCUGAGGAAGGAUAAGGAGCGUACCAGGAGGCUAAAAGCCAUGGACCAGGCUCCCAUCACUUACACACAGGGUGAGGAGACCAGGCGGCAUAUGAGUGCUGAGCUUUAUCUAGAGUGUUCAGCCAAAUACCGGGAGAACGUAGAGGACAUUUUCAGAGAUGCCACCAAAAAAGCCCUGGCAUCAAGCCGCAGAGCAAGACAACGUACGAAGAAGAGGCAUUGUGUCAUCCUGUGACCUCGUUCUAGUGAAAGGACAGAGGUUUGAAGUCCAUUGACACAACAGGGGACACUGUCCUCUGGUCUUACAUGCCAAAGCUACACAUUCUGCUGCUUGUCUAUUAUAAACAACUGCUUGCCACAUCCUGGGUCAUCCUAAUUCAAUUUCAAGAAGAGCCUGUUCUAUCCCCAACCAAUUCAUGCCUUUGGGAUCUGAACAAUGAUAUUGAACACUGAACUAAUAUCUACUAAGAUCUGCUAGGAUAGAGAUGGAAUUCCUGCUAGUUCUAUGGCACAAGCUCUAUCCUGGGAUUCUAGAGUGGUUUUGUUAAUUACUAGCUACGUUAGACCAGGGUGUAAAUUGGCAUAUAAAAGCAGAUUGAGAUUGUACUUCAUAUACCUUUUUUCAAAUAUCCUUUUAUCAAUUACUGAAUUUCUAUUUUUACUUUUAUAAAGAACUUAUGCCUA